Leucoraja erinaceus (little skate) is the source of this 10962-nucleotide messenger RNA. RefSeq names its product utrophin (gene utrn). Gene Ontology annotation, biological process: synaptic signaling. Gene Ontology annotation, molecular function: zinc ion binding; protein binding. NCBI's taxonomy places the organism in Eukaryota, Metazoa, Chordata, Chondrichthyes, Rajiformes, Rajidae. Gene Ontology annotation, cellular component: plasma membrane. The record is from RefSeq and is a predicted model, not a curated record.
CGAGCCGAGUCCAGCAGGUCCCGAGUCCAGUCGAGCCGAGUCCAGCGGCCCCGAGUCCAGCGCUGGAGCCGAGUCGAGUCCGUUGGAGCUGAUGCCGCAGCUUGUGGCCUGCGGUCAGUCGCGGCCACUGGAUUAACCGGACGUUUGCCCCUUGCCCCGGCCUCUCUUCGCCACCUCUUUUCACCCUCCCCUCCCCUCAACCGCGAAGUGGACAGGAAUGAAAGUGGAUUCCGUAGGCUUGAAGUCUGGAGUAGACAGUGAAAUUGUUGGCUGUUGAAGAAUUUACCCGAAGCGCAAACGUAACCGAUGCAUAAAGAAAGUUGGAAGAAGUCGAUGUGAAGAUUGACAUUUUUCGGACCCAUCUGUGGGUAUCGGCUGCGUCAGCGUUUAUUAUGGCCAAGGUUGCUGGUGGCGGAGGAAGUGCUGACCACACAAGUCCUGUAAAUGAGUUUGGUGAUAUCAUCAGAUGGAGAUCAGAUGAGCAUGACGCUGUACAGAAGAAAACGUUCACAAAAUGGAUUAAUAUGCGCUUUGUAAAGAAUGGAAAACCACCCAUCAAGGAUUUAUUUGAUGACCUCCAAGAUGGCCGAAAACUCUUGGAUCUUCUGGAAGGGCUCACAGGACACGUGUUUACCAAAGAACGUGGUACGACCAGAGUACAUGCCCUCAACAAUGUCAACAGAGUUCUGCAUGUUCUGCAGCAGAAUAAUGUGGAGCUGGUAAAUAUAGGUGGCAUUGAUAUUGUAGAUGGAAACCGUAAACUAACCCUUGGGCUUAUUUGGAACAUCAUUCUUCAUUGGCAGGUCAAGGAUAUAAUGAAAGCUAUAAUGUCAGAUCUGCAGCAGACAAACAGUGAGAAGAUUUUGCUGAGCUGGGUUCGUCAAUCUACUCAGUCCUACAAACAAGUCAAUGUCCUAAAUUUUACAAAAAGUUGGGCUGAUGGACUUGCUUUCAAUGCCAUUCUUCAUCGGCACAAACCUGGUUUGUUCAGUUGGGAUAAAGUUACCAGGAUGUCUGUGGUGGAACGGCUUGAACAUGCUUUUAGGGUAGCUAAAAAACAUCUGGGGAUAGAGAUGCUGCUCGAUCCUGAAGAUGUUGCUGUUGCGUUGCCUGACAAGAAAUCCAUCAUUAUGUAUGUGACAUCUUUAUUUGAGGUGCUCCCUCAACAAGUCACCAUGGCAGCCAUCCAUGAAGUGGAGACUCUGCCUCGACACUACAAAGUGGAAUGCACCGAGGAUCCGUCAUCCCAUCAGCUGGAUGUGACACCGGAAAUGGAAGCAUUGAAUUCCAGGGCUGAAACGCCCAGCACAGUGGACUUGGACAGUUACCAGGCAGUUCUGGAGGAGGUCUUGACGUGGCUCUUGUCAGCUGAGGAUACUCUUCAAAUGCAAGAUGACAUCUCCUCUGAUGUUGAGGAGGUGAAGGAGCAAUUUCACAUCCAUGAGACAUUUAUGAUGGAGUUGACUGCUCACCAGAGUAACGUGGGCAGUGUACUUCAGGCUGGGAAUCAACUCAUUGCACAGGCCAAUCUAACAGAAGAGGAGGAAGAUGAGAUCAGAGAGCAGAUGACUUUGCUCAAUUCUAGAUGGGAAGCGCUGAGAGUUGAAAGCAUGGACAGACAAGCCAAGCUUCAUGAGGUACUAAUGGAACUGCAACAGCAGCAGCUGCAACAGCUGUCAAAAUGGCUGACUCAGACAGAAGAGCGUAUUCAAAAGAUGGACACACAGCCUGUCGGAGAUGAGCUGGAGUCCUUGAAAGAUAAGAUUGAGGAACAUAAAGUAUUACAAAGUGACUUGGAGUCUGAGCAGGUGAAGGUGAACUCUCUGACCCACAUGGUGGUGGUGGUGGAUGAGAACAGUGGUGAUGGUGCAACAGCUUUACUGGAAGACAAACUACAGUCACUGGGUGUGCGCUGGGCUGCAGUUUGUCGUUGGACUGAAGAGCGAUGGCAAUUGCUACAGAAUCUCUUCACUAGGUGGCAGCAACUGUCGGACGACCAGCUGUGUCUUGAGACUUGGCUCAGUGAGAAGGAAAAUACGUUCACUGACCUCCAUACCAGAAGUAUCAAGGGUUCAUGCGAAACUGAAGUAAAUAUCCAAAGACUAGAAGAAGAUUUGGAAAAGAAGCGUUCAACAUUGGACCAGUUGGUUAACGAUGGCCAAGAUUUAAUAGAAUUACUCAGUAACAGGAAUUCAUCAAAGAAAAUUGAAGGCAAUCUGAAAGAAUUAAGACAAAGGUGGGAAAGUUUAGCGCAACAACUACAAGGUUGCUCCAAACAGUUGUCAGAGUCUGGAACAACCCAGGCCUUGGGAAUGAUCGUCACAGAGCGCACAGUUGAGAAGAAGCGUUCAGCUCCUCCGCCUCCGUCCAGGAAAAGACAUCUGCGAGUGGAUGUGGAAUCCAGAAAUAAGUUCAUUGCAGAUGCCAGUGAGCUUCUGAGCUGUAUCAGCAAAUCCAAGUAUGAGAUUCAAGCCAUGAUGUUCAAUCAUUUCACCAGGACGAAGGAUAUUUCUGACAUGAAGGACAGAACAAAGACAUUGGAAAAAGAAAAGGCUGUAAACGAGAGGCAAUUGAAGGAAAUAAGACAAAAAGGACAGGCCUUGCUUGACGCAAUGGAGAAAGAAGGGCUGUCAACAGAGGAAGUAAUCCAUGUCCUGGACAAGCUGUCACUGGAGUGGAACACCAAUAACCAGCAAACGGAGAGGCUGAGAUGUAAGAUCCAAUAUCAAGAGAACAUAAAUCAUAUUUAUGAAGAGUUACAAGAGCUUGAAAAGAUGAUAAAACGCGAAGAAGACUGGCUGAAGAGUGUGGCUAGUGAUAAAAUGAACGAAUCCUGCCAGGAUGAAAUCAACCGGCUGCUUGAUGUGACUCCAUAUUUGGAGAAAGUACUGGCUCAUGGGGAAGUGCUCAACAGUGAACCUGAAGCUCCAAACUUCCUCCAGGAGGACCUUAAUAACAUAAACAAUCGAUACAGAUCAAUUCUCCAGAAACUACUCAGCAAGCGACAAAAGCCAGCAGGAUUGGACUGUCCUCAAAACAUUGAUGCUCUAAAGACCUUAAAAACGGUACUGGAUCGAUCCGAAGCCCAAGUUAAACGAGACUGGAGUGCAAUUGCUAAUCUGGAAGCAGCUCAGAAUGCAUUAAAGCACACAGAGGCUUUGCAAAAGGAAUUGAAAACCCAUCAACCAGAAAUUGACAGACUGCUUUCAGGGUUGGAAAGGAAGGAAGAAGAGACGGUAACAUCUAAAAAGACCUAUGACAUGGAAUUGGAAGGAAUUCAAGUACGAUGGAAAACCCUAAUAGCUCAGCUUCAGAAUGAUAACCAGGUGUUGGAGGAUGUGAUAUCAAAACUACAGCAAUUUAAGAAAAAAUCAGAUGCCUUGGAAAAGUGGAUGGAUUGUGUUGAGACUUUCAUGUCCAACGAGACAGUUUCUUCAGACAUUCCAGCAGAACUCCAGCAGCAGGGGGGAAAGUACAAGACAUUCGUGGAUGAAAUUGAGAAUAUUCAGUCCAAUUUGACUUCAAUGAAUGAAAUUCAGGACUGGCUGAAAGAGGUGCCAGUGCCAGCCAUCUCCAAUGCUGUGUCAACUCGUCUGACAGACAUCUGGACACGAUGGAAGACAGUGAAGAACCAGGUUACGUCUCAACAGCUGAGGUUGUCUGAGGGUCAGACGAAGACAUUAAACUUAAGGAAAGAUCUUGUGGAGAUGUGUGAGUGGACGACACAGGCAGAAGAGGAUUAUUUAGAGAGGGACUUUGAAUACAAGUCACCUGGGGAAUUGGAGACUGCGUUGGAGGAGAUGAAGCGAGCCAAGGAGGAGGUGCUGCAGAAGGAAGUACGAGUUAAGAUACUGAAAGACAAUAUAAAUACUAUUCUCAAGAAAAUGCCACCUGCCGAUCAGGAAUUGAUGAACAGGGACCUUCAUGCUGUGUUGGAAAAUUACAAGAAGCUUUGCGAUCGGAUUGAAAGAAAAUAUUUGACUUUAAAGGAAGUAUGGUCUUGCUGGUGUGAGUUGCUUCAUUACUUAGACUUGGAAAACAAUUGGUUAAAUAAUUUGGAGGAGAAGUUGAGAACGGCAGAGAAUGUUUCGGACAACACCAAAGCCGUUAAUGAGGCCCUCGAGUCCCUCGAGUCUGUGCUGCGCCAUCCAGCUGAUAACCGAACACAGAUACGUGAACUGGGCCAAACACUGAUUGAUGGUGGAGUUUUGGAUGAACUUAUAAGUGAAAAGCUGGAGGUAUUCAAUGCUCGAUACGACGAGUUGAGUCACCAGGCGGUGAGCAAGCAGAUCUCCCUGGAGCAGCGUUCACAAAUGCUUCAAGAAAAUGAACAUAGAAUGCAUGACCUGCAGGAGUCACUUGGACAACUCGAUAAGCAGUUAACUUCAUAUCUGACCGAUCGUAUAGAUGCCUUGCAGAUGCCACAGGAAGCUCAGAAAAUUCAGGCGAAUAUUGCAGCCCAUGAGACCAGCUUGGAAGAGUUGAAGACCAGUAAUGUGGGAAGCCUUCCAUUAGUAGAUAACAGGCCUUAUACUCGAGGUGGCACUCAGUUGGAUUUACUUCAGAGGAAACUUCGGGAAGUGUCAACAAAGUUCCAGCUUUUCCAGAAGCCAGCAAAUUUUGAGCAGCGUAUGCUCGACUGCAAGCGUGUUUUGAACAGUGUUAAAGCUGAUUUGCAUGUGCUGGAUUUGCAAACCGUCGAGCCUGAGGGAAUAGAAUCGCAGUUGGACAAUUGUAUGAAACUGUACAAAACUCUGAGUGAGGUGAAACUUGAGGUGGAGACAGUGAUAAAGACUGGAAGGCAGAUCGUUCAGAAACAGCAGUCGGACAAUCCCAAACAGAUGGAUGAGCAGCUGACGGUCCUGAAGCUCCUGUACAAUGACCUGGGUGCUCAGGUCACUGAAGGGAAGCAGGACCUAGAGAAGGCCUUGCAACUCUCCCGCAAGUGGACGAAUGAGACCACGUCGUUGUCAGAGUGGUUGGCUGCAAGAGAAGGUGAAGUGAAGCUUAAAUCAUCUCGGGGACCAACGUCUGAUAACUUAGAUACUGAAAUCAAAUCGAUUAAUCUAAUUCUGAAAGACUUGGAGGCAAAGCGAAGUGAACUCGGUGGCAUUACUGAAAGUAGUGCUGGCCUGCAAGGUUUGGUAGAAGGCAGUGAGCAGUUUCUAGAGGAUAACCUGGGUGCAUUGAACACAAGCUGGAACAGAGUCCACACUCUGGCACAGAGUUGGCGUACCAGACUAUUGGAUCACCAUCAUCAGCUGGAAGAUUUGAAUCGGAAUGUUGCCCACAUAAGCACCUGGCUGUAUGAAACUGAAAUUCUGCUUGAUGAGAUUGAUAAGAAGUCAGAUGUUGAAAAGGAUGAAAUACUUCAGUGUUUUCAGUCUGAACUGGACGGAAUCACCUUGCAAGUUGACGAUGUACACGACCAAGCUAUUUUACUCAUGAACAAUAAUGGUCCUUCGUGCCGGGAAGUGGUGGAGCCAAAACUCGUUGAACUAAACCGUAACGUGGAGAGUGUUUCUCAGCACAUCAAGGAAGCAAGGUUGACCCAGAAAGAGCAACGAGGAGAGCAUCCAGCUGGGUGGCACCAGUAUAAAAGAGAGGAAAGUGAAUUUCUGGAAUACUUGGAUGACAUUGAACAAAAACUGGUGGAUUGUGGCUCAGAAGAUGAACAAUUUAAGGAAUUAAUCCAAGAAAUGGAGCAGCGAAGGGAGGACUUUCUUGCCUUAAAAAUGAAGGGCCAUAGUCUGGGAUUAUAUUGUACCAUCCCAGGAAAGGAUAACGUCAGUAUGGAUGAGCGCUGGCAACAAAUCGAGGCCCGGCUUUCGUCUUACCAGCCAGUACACGAGGACCGAGUUAUUGCUGACCAUUGCACCACAAGUGAAGGGAUGAUGACACAGUAUUUCCCAUCAGAUUAUAUUCUGGAUAUUAACAAGGCUCUGUUGGCUCUGGCAGACGUUGAGCUACUCCUCAAUGCACCAGAAUUAAACAAUGGAAAAUACGAGGACUUUUCAAGCCAGGAAGACUCCCUAAAGCAAAUAACAGACACUCUUGAGAAACUCGGAGAGCAAAUUGAGGAUAUACACGAGAAUCAGCCUGAUGCCUUCCUUGAAGCUUCUGCCGCGGAGGUCAUACAAAUUGGUGAUACGCUGACACAGCUCCACGCAGAAUGGGACAGAGUGAACAGAAUGCACAAUGAUCGCAAAAGCUGCUUUGAUAAGGCUGUGGAAGAGUGGCGGCAGUUUCACUGUGACUUGAAAGACUUGAAUCAGUGGGUGGUGGAAGCUGAGAAGUUACUGGCACAUGCUGGAGGCCAAACCAGCAACCUGGAUUUGGAACAAUGGAAAGAUCACCAACUGGAGUUGGAAGAGGGUCUGAAUAGUCAUCAGACUGUGUACAUGGCACUGAAUGUCACUGGCACAGAUAUUAUACGCCAUCUUUCAACAGCAGAUGGCGCUCUCCUGCAGGAGAAACUCUACAAAUUAAAUAAACGUUGGCGGGCAAUUUCCGUGGAUGUCAAAGACAGACAUGAAAGGCUACAAGGAGAAAGACAGCAAUAUUCUGAUUUAUGGAAUCAACUGGAUGACUUCAGUAUGUGGUUAGACAAGGUGCAGAACUCCUUAAGGGCAGUGCAGUCUCCACCAGCAGAGCAUGAAUUGAAGGAAUUAAAGAUCCAUGCAACAGAUUUGGAGUUUCGCGGCAAUGACCUGAAUACAGUGAACAGUAAUAUGCAGCGUCUGCUCUCUGAUAAAAGCCUCAGUGUGCAAGAGAAGGAUGAGCUUUCUGCAAAACUUCAAACUAUUAAUUCAACUUGGAGUAAGGUGUCCAAUGAAUUGCUGGUGAAAAUGAAUGAUAUACAAACUCAACAUCAAGAUUAUAUCCACUUCAAAGAAAACUUGGAGCAACUGGCCAAUUUGGCAGCAAUUCGCAGGCAGCAGUUAGGUCCCAGAAUAGCAUCAGCUGGAACAAAACAACUUCAGUUGUUAGAAGCUGUCGUGAAAGAGCAUCGAAUGGGAAUUGAAAAAACACUUGCUAAAGCUGUCGAGUUGGACAGGAAAGGCCAUUUGAACCCUGAAGAAAAGAGGAAGGUGGCACAGCUGUCUGUUGACUGGAGAACUCUAAACACUGCGUUAAAAGAUUCGAGUCCACAAACGCCUCUGGGAUGGAGCCAAGAGACCUCACACCCGAAGAUUACAGUUCACUCAACGGUUCAAACGGUCACCCUGGUGUCAGCAGCCCCUCCAUCCCCUGCGUGCAGUCAGACACUUGUGCACGAAACCUUCUCUCCAGAUCCUGAAUUUCUGAUGACGGCCGAUCUGGAUAAGUCUACAAUGCAGAUGAUUGAUUGGUUGACACUUAUUGAUCAAAUGAUCAAGUCCAGCAUAAUUACAGUUGGUGAUCUCGAGGAGAUUCAUGAAACCAUCGUUCGCCUGAAGACCACCAAGAAUGAGCUGGAGCAGCAGCGUCCCCGGCUAGAUGCUAUUUUCACUCUUGCCCAGAACCUGAAGAAUAAAACAGCCGACUUGGAGGAACGAACUGCGAUCACUGAGCGAUUGGUAAGGGUUCAGAACCAGUGGGAUAGCACGCAUCAAAGAUUAGAGGCACGGCAGAUACAGCUGGAGAAACUGCUUGGUGAUAGCAUGCAGUGGGAGGAAGAAUGGCAGGCAGCUGAACGACUGGUUGGCCAGAGUGACAUUCGCCUGCAGUCCCUGCUGCAAGUUACAUCAGAUCCCUUUGAUCCACAGCUCGCAGAAAGCAAGCUCUUCUUACAGGAGUUACAUAAAGGGCAAACUACACUGACUUCUUUCAAUAAUCUCUCCAACCACUUGCUGAAUGAUUACGCAGCGGAUGAUACUCGGAAGGUGAAAGAAGAUACCGAGAAAAUCAAUAUGACCUGGGAUAAUAUUAACCGCAGAGCCAGUGAACGAGUUGGGUACCUGGAUAGUGAACUGAAACAACUGCAGAACUUACUGCAGGAUCGAGAAGACUGCUUGCAAUGGCUGCUGGAAGCCAAUGGUGCUCUUGAUGACUUGGCUAACGCAGCUGAGAAAGAAGAGACUUUAAUGGAUGGUACUGAAGUCAAGGAGCUGAAACAUCAAUUGCAUGAUAUCCAGGCUGAGAUUGAAGCUCACAAUGACAUUUUCAAGAAUAUUGAUGGCAACAGGCAAAAGAUGGUGAAGGCUCUGGGUAAUUCAGAGGAAGCUACCUUGCUCCAACAGCGACUCGAUGAUAUGAACCAGCGCUGGAGUGAUCUGAAGACAAAAUCUGUCAACAUUAGGGUUCAUUUGGAAGCGAAUGCAGAACGCUGGAAAAGGUUGCUAACAUCACUAGAAGAAUUGAACAAGUGGUUAAAUCUCAAAGAUGAAGCACUGACAAAACAGAUGCCUGUUGGAGGUGAUGUUCAGACGUUGCUGCUGCAGCGGGACCACUGUUCGGGACUCAAGCACGAGUUACUGGAUAAGGAAGACGCAAUCCUGACUGCUCUAGAUUCUGCACGAUUAUUCCUUGCAGAUCAACCUAUAGAGGGUCCCGAAGAACCACGACAUCAUUUGCACAUUAAGACUGAGCCGACCCCCGAAGAGAAAGCACAGAGGAUUGCUAAAGUGGUGCGGAAACAGUCAACAGAAGUGAAGGCCAAUUGGGAGCAGCUGAAGAUUCAUGCAAGCAGCUGGCAGAAGCAGGUAGAAACGGCCCUGGGGAAACUACAGGAACUGCAGACAGCUAUGGACGGCCUUGAAGCCCAUGUGGUAACAGCUGAAAGCGUCCGCAAUGACUGGCAACCUGUAGGAGACCUGCUUAUUGAUUCUUUGCAAGAUCACAUUGACAAAAUUACAGCUUUUAAAGAGGAAAUUGCUCCAAUGAAGCAAGAAGUCAAAACAGUAAAUGACCUGGCUGAUCAGUUAUCUCCGCCUGAUGUCACUUUAUCUCCAAAGAGUUCUAACCAGCUUGAGGACCUAAAUAUGCGGUGGAAACUGCUACAGGGUGCUGUCGAGGAUCGGAUCAAUCAGUUGCAAGAAGCAUACCGUGACUUUGGUCCAUCAUCACAACAUUUCCUCUCCACUUCUGUUCAGUUGCCGUGGCAGAGAGCUGUGUCCCACAACAACAAAGUGCCGUACUACAUCAACCACCAGAUUCAAAGCACCUGUUGGGACCAUCCAAAAAUGACAGAACUUUUCCAUUCAUUGGGUGAUUUAAAUAACGUGCGGUUUUCUGCUUACCGGACUGCUAUGAAGAUCCGCCGACUGCAAAAAGCACUGUGUUUGGAUCUGCUGGAACUGAACACAGCACAUCGUAUUUUUGAACAACAUAAACUUGUACAAAAUGAGCGGCUCCUAAAUGUGACGGAGGUGAUCAACUGUUUAACAACCAUCUAUGACGGCUUGGAACAAAACCACAAGGAUUUGGUUAAUGUGCCACUCUGUGUUGACAUGUGCUUGAACUGGCUGCUUAAUGUCUUUGAUACGGGUAGGAGUGGAAGAAUCAGAGUGUUAUCUUUAAGGUUUGGAUUGAUGUGCCUAUCCAAGGGUCUUCUGGAAGAAAAAUACAAAUACCUUUUUAAGCAACUAACGGGCCCUAUAGAUGAGUGUGACCAGCGGAGCCUAAGCCUCUUGCUGCAUGAUGCAGUGCAGAUCCCUCGCCAGCUGGGAGAAGUUGCUUCCUUUGGAGGGAGUAACAUUGAACCAAGUGUCCGCAGUUGCUUCCAAUAUGCUCAGAACAAAUCGGAGAUUAAUGCCAAACUGUUUGUGGAGUGGAUGAGAUUGGAGCCACAGUCCAUGGUGUGGCUGCCUGUUCUACACCGAGUAGCAGCUGCUGAAACAGCAAAGCAUCAGGCCAAGUGUAACAUCUGUAAAGAAUGCCCCAUCGUAGGCUUCAGAUAUCGGAGCCUCAAACACUUCAAUUAUGACAUCUGCCAAAGUUGUUUCUUUUCAGGACGGACAGCAAAGGGACAUAAAUUGUAUUACCCAAUGGUGGAAUAUUGUACCCCGACAACAUCAGGCGAAGAUGUACGUGAUUUCACCAAGGUGCUGAAAAAUAAGUUCAGGUCAAAGAAGUACUUUGCCAAACACCCCCGUCUAGGUUACCUGCCAGUACAAACGGUCCUGGAUGGGGAGAACCUUGAGAUUCCCGUCACAGUCAUCAGCAUGUGGCCCGAGCAAUAUGACCCUACACAAUCUCCACAGCUGUCCCAAGAUGACACGCAUUCCAGAAUAGAGUUCUAUGCCAACAGGCUGGCACUGAUGGAGAAAACGAAUGGCUCCUUGCUCACAGACAGUAGCUCUGCCACUGGAAGUGUUGACGAUGAACACACACUAAUUCAACAGUUCUGCCAAACACUGGGGAGCGAAUCUCCAGUGAACCAGCCUCAGAGUCCUGUACAGAUCCUCAAGUCAGUAGAGAAAGAGGAACGGAGUGAGCUGGAACACAUCAUUGCCAACCUUGAGGAGGAGCAAAGGAAUCUACAAACUGAGUAUGAAGAGUUGAAGCAGCAACAGAUUCUGAGAGGCGUCAAGGCCCUGCCGUCACCACCUUUCUCACCGACUCAACAGAACUAUCUGGAUGCUGAGCUGCUGGCCGAAGCAAAGCUUCUGCGGCAACACAAGGGAAGACUGGAGGCCAGAAUGCAGAUUCUGGAGGACCACAACAAACAACUGGAAUCACAGUUGUACCGGUUGCGAAAACUGUUGGAAGAGCCAUUAACAGAAUCAAAGCUGAACGGAGUAAAUGCUGUUUCUUCGCCUGGUUCCCUUCAGUUUGCUGAAAACAGUCAAACAAUUAACGAGGUGCUCGGCUCGGCUCACAGACAGAUGAAUUAUUGAUUCCGCCCCAAGACACAAGUACAGACCUGACGGAUGUGAUGGAGAAAAUCAACAGUUCAUUCCCUGGCUGCAGCCAUAUUGAUUCCGCAGCAACAUGUUCCCCUCACCAGAAACAUUGAGAUGACCUGCAAUGGCCAACAAG